AUGCCCCCCCAUCCUGAGGAAGCCGAACGCGACGGCCACGACGAGCAGCGACCCCUCCUGGCCGACGACACCACCCCCGUUGGUCAGCAGCAGCAGCAGCAGCAGCAGCAGCAGCCGCAGCAGCAGCAGCCACCUCCUCCCCUCGGGUACUCACGGCGGCGCCUGUUGCUGUCCGGCGUGCUCGUCCUCGUCGCCGCGAUCCAAGGCGCCGCGCUGGUGAACCCGGCGAUGAACGCGCUCGUCGAGGGCGCCGCCUGCCAGCAGCUGCACCCGGAGGUCAAGGGCCCGGACCGGUACCGCGACCGGGCGUGCAAGGCGGCGGACGUGCAGGACCGGCUGGCCAUGGUGAUGGGCUGGGAGUCGACGUGGGCGCUGGUGCCGGCGCUGGCGACGGCGAUCCCCUACGGGGUGUUCAUGGACAGGCGCGGGCCAAAGGUGAUGGCGACGCUGGUGUCGCUGGGGGGGUUGCUGGUCCAGGUGGGGGAGUUGACGACCACUCUUUAUCCAAACGUGUUCGACUUGCGUGGGAUCUGGGUCGCCUCGUUCCUGGGCAACCUUGUCGGCGGCGGGCCGCUGGGCUUCGAGGCGACGCAGUAUGCCGUCGCCAGCCUCAUCGCCACCGAAGCCAACCGGCAAGUCUCCAUACCGACCCACGGCCGGCAUCUUCUCUUACUAACACUCCCUCCACUGCUUGAUAGGACGCUCGUCUUCUUCUACUUGGCCUGCCUGGUCCAGCUCAACUUUGCCGUCAGCGGGCCCCUCGUCUACUGGGCCAUGAACGCCAGCCCCGUGGUCGCCCAGCUCCUCGGAAUGGCCCUGAUGACCCUGUCCCUGCUCCUGACGUUCACUCUGCCGAGCGGCCUGACGACGACCAAGCACGUGGCGAAGGCUGCCGUCGCGCCGGCAUCUGUCCGCCAGGCCUUUGCAAAGACGUGGAGGGCCAGCAAGCAGGCGGCCACCGAGUUCCUGCAGCUCUUUCGUCGAGACGCGCAGCUGGCCCUGCUGCUCGUCAGCCUCGUCUUCAGCACCAUCGGCGCACGGCAGUCCCUGAUCCGGCAGCAGUACGCCACCAACCGGUACGGCUGGACCUGGGCCGAGGCCGGCGCCAUCAUCUCCCUCGUCUCCCUCGUCAGCCUGCUCGUCCUCGCCGUGCUCGUGCCCGCCGCCAGCGCCUGGCUGCUCACCUUCAAGACGCCCCUCGGCAAGGACCUGUUUCUCGCGCGCUUGGGCAUCCUCGCGCUGCUCGUCGGCAGCCUCCUUGUGGGCCUGUCGCGGACCACGGCGCAAUUUGUCGCCGCGCAGGCCGUGUACGCCAUGGACGCGUGCUACCCGCCGGCCGUGACGAGCGUCGUCGCCUCCGUGGCCGCCGCCGGCGGGGGUGGACGGACGGGACUGGUGUACGUGACGGUGGUGUUCAUGCGCAUGGUCGGGUCGCUGGUGGCAGGGCCGCUGGUGUUUGGCGUGUUUCGCGUGGGGUUGCGGCUCGGAGGUGAUUGGAUCGGGCUUCCGUUCUUCUUUGAGGCGGCGCUGCAGGUGUUUACCGUGGCGGUGACGUUUUGGGUCCGGGAGCGGCGCGUCGGGUCCGAGACGGUGUCGGACGGGGAGGGGGCUGUAGGUGUGGCAGAGUACGGUAGACCAGACCAAGGCAAAUGUCUCUCAGCGUUUCGUGCAUACAAAACCAAGUACAACCAAGUUAAGCGCUGUCCUAAUGGUUUUCGCUCUGAAUUCUCAUUGGAAAUCAUCAUCAUCAUCAUCAUCAUCAUCAUCAUCAUCAUCAUCAUCAUCAUCAUCAUCAUCAUCAUCAUCAUCAUCAUCAUCAUCAUCAUCAUCAUCAUCAUCAUCAUCAUCAUCAUCAUCAUCAUCAUCAUCAUCAUCAUCAUCAUCAUCAUCAUCAUCAUCAUCAUCAUCAUCAUCAUCAUCAUCAUCAUCAUCAUCAUCAUCAUCAUCAUCAUCAUCAUCAUCAUCAUCAUCAUCAUCAUCAUCAUCAUCAUCAUCAUCAUCAUCAUCAUCAUCAUCAUCAUCAUCAUCAUCAUCAUCAUCAUCAUCAUCAUCAUCAUCAUCAUCAUCAUCAUCAUCAUCAUCAUCAUCAUCAUCAUCAUCAUCAUCAUCAUCAUCAUCAUCAUCAUCAUCAUCAUCAUCAUCAUCAUCAUCAUCAUCAUCAUCAUCAUCAUCAUCAUCAUCAUCAUCAUCAUCAUCAUCAUCAUCAUCAUCAUCAUCAUCAUCAUCAUCAUCAUCAUCAUCAUCAUCAUCAUCAUCAUCAUCAUCACCAUCGUCAUCAAACAACAACAACGGCUCAGCCUCAUCAUCACCAUCAUCAACUCAACACCAGCACUGUACGACCUGUCAUCAACCACCCCCAUGUACUUGACAAAGACCCUCGAAAUCGCUGCUCUCGCCUUCCUCGGCGUUCGUUGA
Messenger RNA from Cordyceps fumosorosea ARSEF 2679, 2415 nucleotides. Its product is annotated as Major facilitator superfamily domain, general substrate transporter. Bases 1 to 2415 code for a protein of 804 amino acids. Gene Ontology annotation, biological process: transmembrane transport. Lineage: Eukaryota; Fungi; Ascomycota; Sordariomycetes; Hypocreales; Cordycipitaceae. The transcript has 5 exons. The record is from RefSeq and is a predicted model, not a curated record. Gene Ontology annotation, molecular function: transmembrane transporter activity. Gene Ontology annotation, cellular component: membrane.